AUGUCUCAUUCGCCCGCCUACUAUCACGACCAACCCCAGAUUGUGACCGCAUAUCUUUCCGAUGGUGAAAACCACCCUGUCGCCCCUCCAACGUCUCACAUACCUGCGGAGACGCAGCUAGCGUCGCCGCGACAUAGCGCCGCAAUCCAGGACGGGCCCGUUGAUAUUUUCUCGUCGGAACGGGCCUCCGUUCACACCUCUACCUCUAGACAAUAUCCCACCGAUUCAUGGGAUCCCUCUUACCCUCAGUCCAGUCGCCAUUCCCGCCAGCAGUCUGUGAAACCUGUCUCUCCCACCGCGGCUCCAGUGACGCUUGUGUCCCAGCCAUACCUCGAGGAGAAUCAUAUAUUAUCUCCCCCCAACAACGGAGCCGCGCGCAAGGAAGACCACACCCGAAGGAGUUGGACUGAUCAUUCGUCAUAUAUGUCGGGGGAUAAUCGUAAUCCUGGUGCCGCUCGCGCUCAAAAACGGGCGAUCCAAGAUGGCGAAUUCAUAUCAAAUGACGGCCACGAUGCUGUUUUGAUGCUGUUCCGGAUGUCACUCCCCAUCCCCAUCUUCUCUCUUAUAGCCUCCAUCUAUACAAUUUUUGGGUUGCUCUUUACGCUUUUCACAUCUCCUCUUCGCAUUUGUUCCUGCAUCCCAUAUCUCAGGAAAACAUCGUUCCGCACGCAAUUAUGCGAUUUAUUGGUACCACAAUUGCAUAUCCACGAGCGGUUAAUUGGACUUCGCCCGUCACCGUCGCAGUCGGCAUAUAAUGACGGCGAUGAAUCAUCUAUCACAGAUUACGGUGAAGGCUACUCAGUCGGUGGUCUGAUUAUGGUCCUUCUCCUAUCAUCACUUUUGUCGUUCGGCCUGCUCCUUCUCGCAUGGACCGCAGCAUUCUUCUGGGUCUUCGCCAUGAUGCUUGGCAAUCCCGAUGGAACAGAACGAAAAGAUGACGGCCGGGCUGCCGUCUUGGGUGUGACCAAGUGGUGGCAGAUAUGGCUAGGGAAAGCUCGUUCGCCGCGCCGGUAA
Molecule: messenger RNA, 1014 nt
Organism: Aspergillus versicolor CBS 583.65
Lineage: Eukaryota; Fungi; Ascomycota; Eurotiomycetes; Eurotiales; Aspergillaceae
Exons: 2
Coding region: 1-1014 (337 amino acids)
Source: RefSeq, a predicted model, not a curated record